This is a messenger RNA of Bradysia coprophila, 2094 nucleotides long. RefSeq lists its product as uncharacterized. The record is from RefSeq and is a predicted model, not a curated record. NCBI's taxonomy places the organism in Eukaryota, Metazoa, Arthropoda, Insecta, Diptera, Sciaridae.
UCAAAUUGCAGUUUAUUACUCGUGUAGCGUUUACACGUUGCUAUCAGAAAUAAAAGUGUAAUUUUUUUUUGGAAUAGCGGCUGUAGCAUUUUUUGCAAAAGUUUUAGUAUUUUAGGUUUCGUUCUUGUUUUUAUUCCUAGAAAUUUUUUUCUCUUUGAAAAAUGUUUCAUUCGCAUGGUAUUGCACUAAAACCUAGUCUUGUACUGAUCGAAAAAUGGAUUGCUAGUAAUGAGGUUCAAGAGAAUAAUAACGAAAAUUUGUCCCAUGUUGUUGACAACAUCAGUAGUGAAACGAAUAAAGAAUUGUCGCACAACGGUGAGAGAAGUGUCACCGGCGAAAGUUCGUUGCCUGAAACAUUCGAGAAUAAUGAAGACGGCAAAACUGUGCCUGAAAAUCAACAAGUGACAUAUGAUUCAGCGUUAGUUCUUGGAAUUAACAAAAUCCCGAAGCUCUCAAAGUCGAAGCAUAAAUCGAAGAAAAAAGAUCGACACAAUCGCCGGUCUAAGAAUGAUUUACAAUCGCGCGUUUCAAGUUAUCUAACGGACGAUACGUUUUCUGAUCAACGCGACAACACUGUUGCGCAAAUGAAUGAUGAGCAGGUGCAAGGAUCGAGUGAAAAUUUGUGGCGAAACAUUUCGAUCUCUGACAAUAUCGAAGAGAAGAGGAGUAAGAGAAUCAUGCCCACUGCCACUGUAACUUCACAUUCAUUGGAAGAGAGCCAAGCUUUUUAUGAAGAAAUAGUGGUUGAAGAAACACCACUCAAUCUUUCUACUGAUAAAAAUAAGACGAAACAAAUAAGUAGUGGGGAGAAUGGCCGUUGGUCACACAGUUUCGACAAAGCAGCAGACUUCAAUGGUCAUUUUACGGGUGUGAAGACCGACAACGUAUAUCGAAAUUAUCUCGAUAUGAUCGAUAAUAUACAACAAAAUGAUCAUCGAUCGAACUCAGAGUAUGCCGAAAUGCAAGAUAAAUUGUCUCAGCCUCAAUUCGAAUUGGUCGACGAUGUAGACGAUGAUCAACCGAUCGAUUACAGCAUGAGUAUGAGCUACCACCAUCAAGUGAGAACUGAUUUAGAUUUUACUCGCAAAAAUUUCACAAUUCGUCGUACCGAAUCAACAUGUCUUGUCAGUCCAGCUGGAUUCACACAUACUGGAUUCGCAAAUAACGGAUUUUCACCAUAUCUAGCACGAUCCAAUCGCGACAACCAGAAAAGGGCAACCCAAAGUGACCUUCACCAUCCGGUGGCUCAAAAAGCAUUCGAAUGGCCAUCGCUUUCUCAAUAUCCGCAUGGAUCCAAUUCCGUUGCAACCAAUGGCGUUGCUGAGCAUUCGUCAGGUACGAAAGUAGAAACCGUUGAUGCAUCCUCUCAAACUGAAAUUGAAAGCGUAGCUGACCACCCCUGCGACGGGAAGUGUUACAUAAAGUGUCUGGACAACAACAACGAACUUAUUUUGAAGAUGUUUAACUGCUGCUUCAGCACGAUGGCCGUGAUGGCCAACGGUGCGAUCUUGAAUUGUUCGUCUCCAAGUUUUGCUGAACGCAGCAGUCAGAUCCAGCCCCAAAACACUACUUCUCUCAGCGAAAAUCGUUCGAAUCUACGACUGGAAAACGACUAUUACCACGAAGACAAUGCACAUCCUGAGGAAACGCAAGUUGCUAAUAUUCGGAGAGGAAGACGAAACAAGAAUGAUAAGAAAAAAAGGGGAAUUCCGCAGAAACAAUCCCAACGACUAUUAGAUAUGGCCAGAAAGAAUGGAAAAGUGUCGCAGAAUGCGGAUGAGGUGGAAGUUGUUCCACCAAAAAAAUCCAAAAAAGGUGUGAAUCAGGAAUUUGAAGUUGAAAAUGAAAAUGUGUGCAAUUCUUCGUCGACUGAUAACAAUUCGUUGGAAGCUGCCGCCCGUAAAAUUUCUGUUUCGAGGAUCAGUGUUUCGAUGGAAACUACGACAAUGACCCCGAUAGAACCGAUAUUUCCGAUAACCCCUAAAUUUAAAUCGACAUAUAUCAAAAAUAGGAAAAUUAAACGUAUUUAAAUGAAAAAGUGAUUUCUAUUAACAUCAAGUCGAUGUUCUCAAAUAUUGAAGUGAAAUAAAAGAA